Molecule: messenger RNA, 942 nt
Organism: Postia placenta MAD-698-R-SB12
Lineage: Eukaryota; Fungi; Basidiomycota; Agaricomycetes; Polyporales; Adustoporiaceae
Exons: 6
Coding region: 1-942 (313 amino acids)
Molecular function (GO): protein binding
Source: RefSeq, a predicted model, not a curated record
AUGCCGAAGUUCAUCACGCCUGAUACGUGUUUGUCAUCUAGACCAUCACUCUACCAAGUGCAUAACGAGGAGAUCGUGGAUCAUCUCUUUCAAUCGGGCUUCCAAGCUGGCAAUUAUUCUGACAUAGUGCUCCAUGUACGCCAAAAUGCAUACCGACUACACGCUCUCAUCCUUUCGCGUUCUCCGUUCCUUGCACAUUUAAUGUCUACGUCACCGCAAACUGCCGGUGCAAUAUACGUGCCUCUAGAGCACGAACCGGAGGUUACCGAAGAGGGCUUUGCUAUCGCUUUGGGCUACCUCUACUCAUCUAUCUCACUGAAUCACAUCAACCCACAAAACGCGCGAGCAGCUCUCGCCGCAGGUUGCCUCCUCGGCCACAUGGACGAUCUCUGCAACUACGCGUACGAAGUGUGCAGACAGUCUAUCACACUUGAGAACAUCACCGCUUGGCUAGAGUUCGUGGACGCGACACCGGCCUCGUCCAAUGGUACCUCAACACCCAUUGAACCACCAUCACCACUUUCGCCCAGAACGGGUGUUUUCGGGCCCUAUGCACAGAGAUUGAGGGACGAUGUGUUCCAUUUCCUAGUGGUCACACUGCCGCAGAUGUUGAACGUGGGUGGACAGGCGACCCCUGUCUCACCACAUCCAGACGGACAUGCGCCGUCAGACGCUGGCAGAGACACCCUCCUGCAAGUGUUUGCCCGCGUACCGUUCGAUUUAUUCAAAACCGCUGUGGAGUCUCCCACAUUUCAGAUAGGUUCCGACCAAGCGCGCUUCAAAUUCGCGAAAGAUGCUAUCGAAUUGCGAAAACGGGGCGUCGCCCGUGGGCAGGGGGCAGAAGAAACCGUCGUGCUCGCAUUUGGUGGGGGCUUUGGUGGAAGCGCAGUUCAUGUCACGCGCAAAUUGCGUAAACGACCUUUGUGGAAGGUUAACUCCUGA